Serendipita indica DSM 11827 is the source of this 6480-nucleotide messenger RNA. Lineage: Eukaryota; Fungi; Basidiomycota; Agaricomycetes; Sebacinales; Serendipitaceae. The record is from the annotation of a GenBank genome assembly.
AUGUCUUCGGCACGUAGCGUAGCGUGGAGAGUGGCAGACAUCGACUACAUCUUGGAGCCAUCCACUUCAGCAAUGUCGUCCACAAACUCAACCCAGCCCAUCGAUUCCACUAUCGAUCCGCCGGGUUCAUCGUCUUUUGCAAAUCGUUCAUCGCGUAAGAGAGGGCAAGCAUUCGACGUCGCCAGCACUGGUCUCAAUCUCCUCGCGAGUAUAUCCGAGGCAACAGAUGUACUCUCUCCUCUCAAGGCCAUCUGUAAAUCUACGGGUUUGAUUCUCGAGGUCAUCCAAGCUGUCGACGACAACCAAGAAGGAUGGGAUGAGCUAAGACGGCGUUUGGAAGAAUAUAUGGUCGCUGUCAAGAAUCAAAUUGACGUGUUCGAAAGUUAUCCGCCAGAAGCAAUUGCUGUUGACGACGCGUUCAAGCAACCACUUAUUCGCUAUAUCAAACGGCUCGAAGAGUUUCAUAAGACUGUGACUCGCUACGAGCAUAAACGACGUCCCAGUGGCUUUGGGGCAUUUGCCGCUGCGAGUAAGAUAAAAAUGGAUGUAGAUAUGAUCAAGAAAUUCAAUCGCGACAUCGAGGACUGCCAUCGGCAGCUAUCGGAGCAAUUAAACCUUUUCGUUGCACAUCGUAUUGAAGGCGUCGACCGGAAUAUCAAGGCUAUUAAGGCCAACGGGGAAGUCACUACGGCCAAUAUGGAGAUGAUCAAAGCCAACUUUGAGGUUACCAAAGCCAAAGUGGAAAAAAUCCUGUCGGAAGUUGAUGCGUCUGCUAUACUCCAGCUGCCAAUGGUUGCGUUCGCCGCAGCUUCAGUCCACAGGACCUGCCUCCAAGGAACUCGACAGGCUGUUCUUCAGACAAUCUGGAACUGGACAGAACAUAGCAUAUCGCAAAAGCCAAUAUUUUGGCUCUGUGAUAUCGCUGGCUCCGGCAAAUCCACAGUCGCAAUGUCCGUGGCAAACCGUUGGAGGACGGAGGGGAUCUUAGGAGGCCAAUUCUUCUUCUCCUUGUCCAGUAAUGACGGAUCCAGUACCGAGAAGUUUUGCUCGACCAUAGCUAGGGAACUUGUGCAGCAUAUGCCCGAACUCGCACCCCACGUUGCUGAGGCUGUGAAGCGAAAUCCGGCUAUCAUGCGGGAUUCGUUUCACGAGCAACUUCGAACGUUAGUCAUUGAUCCACUCCACCACCGACAGGACCGAGUGUUCCUUGUCAUUGACGCCGUCGACGAAUGUAAAUCGGGAGUACAGCGAAAGGAACUUCUCGAUGGACUUGCCAUGGUUGCUCGAGAAACUCGAAAUCUCAGGAUCUUCAUCACCAGUCGGCCAGAUCCCGUCAUCGAGGCCGUUUUGCGGCCACUCUCCAUCAAAGCAGAGUUGAGGGACCGUCUGCACAGCAUCAACCAUCGCGACAACAUCGAUGACAUUACGGCCUACGUACAUGAAUCACUCCACGGAGUACUAUCGCAGGACAAGAGACAGCGAUUGGUCGAAAAGGCCCAAGGGCUAUUCAUUUGGGCGAGCACUGCAUGCCGAAUGCUCAAAGGCGAAGCCACAUUAGACAGCCCCGAAAGCAUAUACGAUCGCCUGGUCGCGGUCGACCAGACGGGGGAUAUAGACGAAGUAUAUAGCCUCGUCUUUGAGCGGGUGGACUCGAAGUCUUACACGACUAUGUGCCAUAUGCUCGGCCUUCUACUUGCAGCAUUCGAGCCGCUCCCAAUCGGCGAUUUGGAUGACCUGUUCAAGCACGCCGGAAUCCAGGGGACUGCCAAGGUAUUGGUACAGAACCUUGGGAGUGUUCUUACUGAGGAUGCAACUACACACGUCAUCCAAUUUCGGCAUCCCACCAUGGUCGAGUAUCUUCGACGUUGCUCUAUCGCUACAGAUAGCAAUAAUCGCAAUAGGAUCAGCAUAAACAUGGCCAAGGCGCAUGGUCAGGCCGCAUCGUGGUGUCUCAAAUGCCUUAAGUCGCGGAAGGAAGGUCUCAGAUUCAACAUAUGUCAACUCGAGUCAUCUUUCUACCUAAAUAGGCAGAUCCCGAACCUUGAUGUCAAAGUAUCAAAGUUCAUCCCAACGAGACUUCGAUAUGCGGUUUCCCAUUGGUUGCUUCACGUGGCAGAAACUGAUGACAGUUGGCAACGCACACUCAGAAAUGAGGUGCGACACGUUCUUCGGGUUCCAUACGUACUAUACUGGAUGGAAGUUCUAAGUCUUACUGGAGGAGUCUCACGCGCCAUUUCCGGUCUUCGAGCUCUUACGCAGCAGACAGGACUUACAGAAGAGACUAUAAGCAGUAUAACGGAAGUCCGACGGUGCAUGAUGGCAUUCUUGGUGCCGAUUCAGGAUAGCGUUCCACACAUCUACAUUUCCAUGCUUCCUUUUACACCUAGAUGGUCAAAUAUCCAUUUAGAAGGUCUGAAAAAGUACAGGAACACAUUUCUUGUAACUCAAGGGCUCGAGGAGACGUAUCCUGGGCUCCCUGAGGUUAUUGAAGGUCACAAAGGCUCAAUCCUUGCCGUCGCAUUCUCGCCGGAUGGCUCACAAUUCGUCUCUGGUUCGAAGGAUAUGACAAUUCGAAUCUGGGACGCAGACACUGGCCAAUCAUUGGGAGAGCCACUCCGAGGUCACAAUUCCGAAGUUUCGGCCAUCGCGUUCUCGCCAGAUGCCUCAAGAAUUAUCUCUGGUUCGGGGGACUCUACAAUUCGACUAUGGGAUGCAGUCAAUGGUCGGCCAUUGGGGGAGCCACUUCGAGGCCACCGAGGCAAGGUUAUCACUGUCGCGUUCUCGCCAGACGGUUCACGGAUCGUCUCUGGCUCAGAGGACGGAAUAGCCCGAUUGUGGCACGCAGUGACUGGUGAACUUUUAGGAGAGCCACUCCUUGGUCAAGAAAAGCCUGUCAAUGCCAUCACGUUUUCAUUAGAUGGUUCACGAAUUGUCUCUGGCUCUCGGGGAUAUACACUUCGACUGUGUGACGUCGACAGUGGUCAGAUAUUGGGAAGGCCACUUCGAGGUCACCUAGGCAAGGUCACCGCUGUCGCGUUCUCGCCAGACGGUUCACGAAUCGCCUCUGGCUCACAGGACUACACAAUUCGAAUAUGGGACGCUGAGACAUGUGAGCCACUGGGAGAGUCACUUCAAGAUCACCAAUAUUGGGCCGUCAGCCUCGCAUUCUCGCCGGACGGUUCACGAAUCGCCUCUGGCGGGCAUAAUGGUAUUCGACUGUGGGACGUGGAGACAUGUGAACCCUUGGGAGAGUCACCUAAAGGUCACCGACAUUGGGUCAUCAGCAUUGCAUUUUCGCCAGAUGGUUCACGAAUCGCCUCUGGCGAGUAUGGCGGUGAUGUUCGACUGUGGGACGCGGGGACAUGCGAGCCCUUGGGAGAGCCACUUCGAGGCCACCGAUCCUCGGUAGCUGCCGUCGCCUUCUCGCCAGACGGUUCACGAGUCGCCUCUGGUUCACACGGCAACACAAUUCGACUAUGGAACGCGGAGACAGGUGAACCCUUGGGAGAGCCACUUCAAGGUCACCCAUCUUGGGUCGUCAGCAUCGCAUUCUCGCCAGACGGUUCACGAAUCGUCUCUGGCUCGCUUGGCGGUGAUAUUCGACUGUGGGAUGCAGUCAAUGGUCAGCAGUCGGGAAAGCCACUUCGAGGACGCUCAGUCAGUACCGUCGGAUUCUCGCCAGACGGCUCACAAAUUGUCUCUGGCUCCGAAGACUCGAUAAUUCAACUGUGGGACGCAGAGACUGGUGUGCUUUUAAGAGAGCAACGAGUGGGUCACAUGGGGCAGGCCAGCGUCGUCGCACUCUCACAAGAUGGUUCACGAAUUGUCUUUGGCUCAAAAGAUGAUACUAUUCGAAUAUGGGACGCGGAUAAUGGUGAGCUAUUGGGUGAACAACUUAAUGGUCAUCAAGACGUGGUUACCUCUGUCGCGUUCUCGCCAGAUGGUUCACGAAUCGUCUCUUCCUCAAAGGACCAGACAGUUCGACUAUGGGACGCUGAGACAUGUGAGCCACUGGGAGAGCCACUUCGAGGCCACGGAUUCCGGGUCACUGCCGUCGCUUUCUCGCCAGACGGCUCACGAAUCGCCUCUAGCUCUCGUGACCACACCAUUCGACUAUGGGACGCGGAGACAUGUGAACCCUUUGGAGAGCCACUUCAAGGUCACGAAUAUUGGGCCGUCAGCAUUGCAUUCUCGCCAGACAGUUCACGAAUCGUCUCUGGCUCGCUUGGCGGUGAUAUUCGACUGUGGGAUGCGGCUAAUGGUAAGCCGUUAGGAGAGUCACUCCUUGGUAACAACUAUCGGGUUUACGCCGUCGCAUUCUCGCCAGACGGUUCACGGAUCGUCUCUGGCUGCAGUGACGAAAAGAUUCGAAUAUGGGACGCAGACACUGGUCAGCCGUUGGGAGAACCACUUUGCGGUCAUCAAAUGCGGUCACUGCCGUCGCAUUCUCGCCAAACGGGUCACGAAUCGCCUCUGGCUCGAGAGAAGAUUCAAUUUGGCUGUGGGAUCUGGGUUACGGCCGUCGCAUUCUCGCCAGACAGUUCACGAAUUGUCUCCGGCUCCGAGGACUGUACAGUCCGCCUGUGGGACGCGGACACUGGUCAGAGGGUCACCUCUGUCGCUUUCUCCCCCAACGGCUCACGAAUCGUCUCUGGCUCCAACGACUCUACAAUUCGAUUGUGGGACGCGAUGACUGGGGAGUCAUUGCGAAAGCUAGGCCACGAAAGCUGCGUUAGCGCCGUCGCCUUCUCGCCAGACGGCUCAAGAAUUGUUUCUGGCUCGCUGGAUGACACAGUUCAGCUGUGGGAUGCAGAGACUGGUGAGCCUUUGGGAGAGCCACUUCACGGUCACCAAGGAGAGGUCAAUGCCGUGGCAUUCUCGCCAGAUGGCUCGAUAAUAGUAUCUUGCUCGUGGGACCAAACGAUUCGAUUGUGGGACGCGUGCACCGGCGAACCACUGGGAGAGCCACUCCGAGGACACCAACGCUCAGUCAGUGCCGUCGGAUUCUCGCCAGACGGCUUACGAAUCGUCUCCGGCUCACUUGACGGGACGACUCGACUGUGGGAUGUCGACACAGGCAAAAGUGCAAAUAACUCCGAUCAUAGUGGUAGCGAGUCUACAUGUUCAGGUUCGCUCGAAGAUAUGGAGGGUACUCCUCUUGGGAUAUCCGUACCUGGGUUUGAGCUUUGCUCGCUUGUUGAUGAUGGCUGGGUGAAAUCAUCCGAGAAAUUUCUCUUCUGGGUCCCGCCAAACAAUCGGCAUGGACUGAUAUAUCCGCAUCUUUUGACUAUGCCAACAACAAAUGAUGGAUAUCGCUUGACAUAUGGAGGCUACGAUUUCUUGGCUAUCCGUGCGCUAUCAAAACGUGACUCGGUGACUGCUGUCGGGAAUCAGAUUGGUGUCGGAAAGGAAUCAGAUAUCUACGUGGUGACCAACGCCGAAGGAGAGGAACGAGUUCUCAAACUUCACCGACUUGGAAGAGUGUCUUUCAGGGCCAUCAAAUCUAAGCGGGACUACCUAGGCAAGCGCAAGAGCGCAACUUGGAUGUACAUGUCCCGACUAUCAGCGCAGAAGGAAUGGGCUUUCAUGAAAGUCUUGCACGAAAACGGGUUUCCCGUCCCUAAACCACUUGACCAAGCGAGGCACUGUGUCCUCAUGGAAUUAAUCGACGCAUACCCUCUUCGACAAAUUUCUGAACACCCAUCCCCUGGGACUCUGUACUCCUCUCUGAUGGACCUCAUCGUCCGUUUUGCACACGCAGGGUUGAUACACGGAGACUUCAACGAAUUCAACAUUCUCAUCCACCGAGUGACGGGCGAACCCAUCGUCAUCGACUUUCCGCAAAUGGUCAGCACGCGACACGCAAACGCAGAGUUUUACUUUAAUCGCGACGUGGAAUGCAUCAAGACAUUCUUUUUGCGCCGAUUUGGGUACCAGAGUUUGGUGUGGCCUCGAUUUAGCCGGAUCAUCAAGGAAGGCGAAAAGGAUGAAGAGUCAUUCCGACUCGACGUCGUUGUAGCGGCAAGUGGUUUCGGUAGAAAGGAUCAAGAAGAGUUGGAAAAGUACAUGGAGAUGCAGGGAGGGGAUGACGAUAGAUCUCAAUCAGAGUCUGAAGAAGAAUCUGAUGAAGAUGAACACUCGGAAGCAGUCCCUCUCAACGACAAUGACGUGGUGCCCGAAUCUGGAUCGGACAAGGAGCAGGGGGUGGAGAAUGCGUCUGAACAGGACUCGGACGACGAAUCAAGGACAUCUAGCUCACGCUCAAAUCUCUCUGAACGACCACGGAACUCCAAGAAGAGUAAACCAAAAGCGAGACAGGAAGCCGAUGUGAAGGAGCUAGUCUCGAGCGAACUUGCAAAGCAAAGGUCACGCCAGGAAAAGCGAUAUCACUCCAAGAGAAGCGCUGGGAAGCCAGGGAGAACAAAGGGAAGUAAGAUGAAAAGCGACAAAAAAGUACGGGUCAAUGACGGCUGGGACUGA